UGGCAUGAAAAAUUGUCAGCUGGUGAGAGGCGAAAGGCUCGUAAAUUUUACUGUAAAUCAUCGUAUAAAACAAAAUAGCCGGUGCGAGGCGAAAAGUCCGUAGGAUUUAUAUCACUGUAGAAAAAGUUCCAUGUACGUUCGUACAACGAACGAACGAAUGAACGAACGAACGAACGCUCCAUAAUGCAUUGUGCUUGAGCUCGAUGAGCCACUAAACUUUGGGGCUCGCUCAGGCUCGCCCCAAUAACUGACUUAUUUUACGAUCGACUCACCAAGUUUUAUCAAAUUUGUCUACUUUAAGCCUAAGGUUUAAAGUCGGUAGAGAUAGUCUAUUCUAUUCUAUUCUAUUCUAUUCUAUUCUAUUCUAUUCUAUUCUAUACAAUACUGAACUAUCUUUUAUAAAGAUCGAAGGUAAAUAUAUUUGAAAUAAAUUAUAUGAAAAUCGAUUAUUUUGGCAAACAAUAGCCGAAAUAAAAAAUCAUGGCAACCGAGAUGACAACAACAUCGUCAAUUAACAAACCGACCGAUCUAAACAGAUUUGAAGUCGAAAAUUUCAUAACACGAACGCCAAACGAGUCCCAUUUGAAGAUCUGGAUUACUCUAUUUACAAAAAUGCUAACCUUGUUGCCUUCUCAACAUCCAAAAAAAGAUUACCAAAAUGGAUACAUUUUAUGAAGGAAAGAUAUUAUCAUGGCCUCGAACAGGGCCUUUUUUAAGGAUUUUCCCGUGGGGGGGCAUUUUUUGAAAAGGGACCUUUCUGUGAGAUAAUAUAUUAGAGGGGGAUAGCAAUGGCUGAAAGCCACGUGUGUGGCAAAUAUACCACGCAUGAAUGGGGGGUCUGGGGGUGUACUCCCCCAGAAAAUUUUUGAAAUUUGACUCCCGGAAAUGUCAUUUCCUGCAUUCUGAGCAUCCAAAUUUGCUCCAAAAUUUAUCCUAACUAUACUUGUAUUUGAAAUAAAUAAAGGAAGAAACACACAAAAAGUAAAAAAAAAAUAACCAUCAUUUAUCAUUACUUAUUAGAGGAGGAUAGCAAUGGUCAGGUGUGUGGGGGUGUACUCCCCCAGAAAAUUUUUGAAAUUUGAACCACGGAAAUGCCAUUUCCUGCAUUCUGAGCAUCCAAAUUUGCUCUAAAAUUUAUGCUAACUAUAGUUGUAUUUGAAAUAAAAGAUGGAAAAAUGCACAAAAAGUAAAAAAGAAUAUUAACUGUAAUUUAUCAUUACUUAUUAGAGGGAUAAUCCCAAGAAAAUUUUUGAAAUUUGAAACCGUGAAAUGCUAUUUCCUGCAUUCUGAGCAUCCAAAAAAUAAAAAAAAAUAUUAACAAUAAUUUAUCAUGGCUUAGUGGUAAAAAAGUAACAAUUUAAAUCGAUUUUGUUAAACAAGAACAAAGGAUAAAGCCUAAAAUUACUUUCCGUUUAUCUAUUUGUUAAUCUUCGCUGGAUUGUUUGUAUAAUUUUAGGAAAAAGGGACUUUUCCUGGGGGGGGGCAAAAUGUGAUUUCGUGGGGGGGCACAAGGGGGGACUGGGGGGGCAAAUGCCCCCCCAGCUUGUAUGUUAAAAAAGGCCCUGGAGUGAUCAGCACAAAUCUGUCAACUGUGAUAAAGUAACCACCACAGCCGAGCGAAAGAAGCAGCUGAGUAUCAAACAACUGUGUUUCAAUUGCACUGGAGUAAAGCGCAGAGCAGCCGAUUGUCGUAGUAAAACUGUUUGCCAAUCUUGCAAGAAGAAACACCAUACCUCAAUCUGCGACAACACCCCCCUGGAAAUGCUUAGAACCGCAGCUGGAAAAGGUAGUGUCAUCCACCCGGUUGUAAUAGUGAAUGCUGGUGGAAUCAAGUGUCGCGCCUUGCUGGACUCUGGAGCCGGCAGCUCGUAUGCCUCAGCAGCAUUACUUGACCGAUUGAAGAACCGACCGAUUCGCAAAGAACCAAGGAGAAUCGAGAUGAUGAUGCAUACUGUCAACAAGAUGACCGAAGUGCACAACCUUGAAAUCAGCAAUCUGAAGGGAGACUUUCACCUUAAGACCGAAGUUACCAAAGUCGACCGUGCAGUUUUGUUGAACUUGGAAAACCCUAAUUAUGACCAACUGUUGCAGCAGUACCCACACUUACAGGGGAUAACCAUGGAUGAAGUUGAAAAGAAACUGGAUCAACUCCCCGUUCAUUUGAUUCUUGGAACAAGCGAGUAUCACAAAUCAAGAUGGAAGCGAAACCACGACUAGGACAUGCUGGGGAACCGGUUGCUGAAUUGACCAGUCUUGGCUGGACGAUAAUGUCUCCGGGAAAGGAAGCAGACUUAUCCAACAUGUUCAUGACCCAGACAUCGAGUUGCGACUACGAAAUGUUGUGCAGAAUGGACGUCCUAGGACUGGAAGAUCGUCCAACAGGAGAUCAACACAGUGUGUAUGAAGAUUUUAAAGAGCAAUUGGUGAGGAAUACGGAAGGCUGGUACGAAACGGGCCUCCCUUGGAGAGCAAAUCAUCCCCCGUUGCCAAACAAUGAGCGUGGCAGUGUUAGACGACUUGGAAAUCUAGUAAAGAGAUUAGAGAAGCAGCCCGAAUUGAUGACCAAGUACGAUGAAAUCAUUCGAGAUCAGAUCGACCAGGGGAUUGUGGAGAAAGUCACUCCAUCCAGUGUCCCAGCGAAUAACGAGUUUUACAUCCCACAUAAGCCGGUGGUGCGUGAGACAGCCGAGAGCUCGAAAGUUCGGGUCGUGUACGAUGCCUCGGCAAAGGCGUAUGAGAAGGCACCCUCCCUCAACGACUGUCUGGAGACAGGACCACCCCUACAGAAUCUUUUGUGGAGUGUCUUGACCCGAAAUCGGUUUUAUCCUAUUGCAGUCGCUGGUGAUCUGAAACAAGCGUUUUUUCAAGUGCGAGUGAAAGAAGAAGAUCGAAAUGCACUGAAGUUUCAUUGGUUGAAGGAUACGGACACGAAAGAAAUCGAAACUUUGAGAUUCACUAGAGUUCCAUUUGGCUUAACAUCAUCACCAUUCCUACUCGGUGGAGUAAUCGAACAGCAUCUCGAAAAUUCUAAAUCAGAGAAUCCAGAGAUCGUAGAAGAGAUCAAACGAAGUUUGUACGUGGAUGAUCUAAUUGGCGGUGGAGAAACGACGAGAAAAGCCCAAAACCUGAAAGAGUCAGCCAUAUCGAUCCUCGGCGAACGUUGCUUUGAAUUGCACAAGUGGCAUUCUAAUGAACCAAUCUUGGAAACGAACAAUCAGCCGUCGAGUGAACCUGAACGAAGCUACGCGAAAGAACAACUGGGCGUUGAGAAAGGUGAGACAAAAUUGCUCGGACUAGCAUGGGACAAGCGUAAAGAUACAAUCGGAGUAACAUUUCCUGAUGUUCAACCUGCCGCACCAACGAAACGAAGCAUCCUAGGAGCGAUCGCAAAGAUCUAUGACCCACUCGGUCUUGUUUCGCCGGUGACUUUGGCUGGGAAAAUGUUGUACAGAGAAGCGUGUGACCUGAGUAUUGGUUGGGAUAAACCACUACCUGACAACCUGAAUGCUAAGUGGAGCUGUUGGGUGCAAAGCCUGCCUCGAAAGGUCCAAGUCCCGAGAAGUCUAACAGCCAACCGAGAAGAUAUCAAGGCGAUUGAUCUUCAUGCUUUUGGAGAUGCGAGCCAGAAAGGAGUUUCUACAGCUGUGUAUGCCGUGGUCUACCAAGAGUCGUGCGUCAACCAUGGACUGAUAACGUCGAAAUCACGCUUGGCAAAGAAAGAUUUAUCAAUACCCAGGCUAGAGUUGGUGUCAGGGCACAUGUCGGCAAACCUUUUACACAACAUAAAGGAAACAUUGCAACCUCUUCCAGUUCGAGACGUGUAUUGUUGGCUGGACAGCACGGUUGCACUGUAUUGGAUACAAGGCAACGGAGAUUAUAAACAGUUUGUCCAAAACAGGGUGAGAAAGAUCCAGGCGAAGCAGUACAUCCACUGGAGACAUGUUCCGACAACUGAUAACCCGGCAGAUAUCGGGAGUCGAAGUGGAUCAGCAGAUAAGUUAUCUGAGCUUUGGUGGAAAGGCCCGGAGUGGUUGCAGAACAAAGACGAGUGGCCGGAGAACAUUGUUACGACUCCUAGUCCAGAGUCAGAGUCCGAAGUCAAAACGGUGCGCGAAGUGUUAGCGGUGGCAGUCGAACCGAGAGAUGAACUUGAUCAAGUGAUGGAGAAGUACGAGCUCUGGAAAGCGGUACGAAUAGCAUUGAAUAGUCAUGGCGAGCGGUCAUGUCUUUGUGAGCUCCUUGAAUGUUCUUGUUAUUUCUCUAUUGAUGCUCUGCACUGAAUGUUGUGCACAUGAAAACGUAACAGGGCAAGAAACGCUUGUAUGUGUGAGAAGUCUACAAGUGUGUGAUCUUAACGAGAAUAAAGAAAAUUUGGCUGGCCAUUCGAACGCUGGUAUGUGCCAUGUUGGAGACUGUGAACCGGAUUGUAUUAUCUCCUGCAGAGUUUCAUCGCAUGUGGAACAGGCAAUCGUUUUUUCUGCUGUGUCUGAUGUGGUUGUUGAGAUAAUAACUUUGAACUGUCCGAAAGAAACAGCGUUUUCAAGAUUAAGAAAUCUCGAGAUUUGUGUUUAUUUGUCUGGUUUUGGUUUCGUUCGCUUCAGUGAACGUUCUCUGAUUUGCAUACGUUUGCACACAUUUCCUCAUUGGGAUUACACGCAUAAGCGCUAUUUGAGACGGAGGCUUAAUUAUUCAUCAAACAACGUAGCAACUUUUAAUCCAUCUAUUGUUUCAUUGAUUUUGCUUCGAUGUGGCGAUGUUGAAACACAACCGGGUCCUGUCAGAGAACAAACGUCUACAGAGUCUGGAUGUUAUUCUCGCAAAAACGAAAGGAAAAUAAAAGUUGGACAUUUAAAUGUACGAUCGUUAAAAAAUCGUAUACACCACACUCUUGUCAAGGAAACUGUGCUCUUACAUAAAUUCGACAUUUUUACAAUUUCUGAGUCUUGGCUGGAUAAUACUGUAUCGGAUACUGAACUUGAUAUUCUCGGCUAUGCCCUUUAUAGACAAGAUCGCCAAAUUUCUAAAGGCGGCGGUGUUUGUGUCUUUGUAAAGAACAACAUAAAAGUAUCACUGUUACCUGACAUCUCGGCCAUUAAUAAUGGAUUUCAACAACUUUGGUUACAGGUGCAAUUAAACAAAUGCAAAUCGCUGGUUUUGUGUGUUGCAUAUAGGCCACCAAACUCACUUCCAUCUCUGCUUACUGAUUAUUUUAUGCCUAAUGUAAUCUUAGCAAUGUCCAAAUGCAAAGAUUUGAUUGUCCUGGGUGAUCUAAACUGCGACAUGUUACAGGAAUCCAAACGCGAAUCGCGUGUAUUACUUGAAGUUUGUUCAAAUCUAAACUUGCAUCAGAUCAUAACUGUGCCUACACGGAUAACUGACAACACGCAGACGUUGAUAGAUGUAAUUAUUACUUCAAACCGAAACUUAAUAUCGUCUAGCGAUGUGUUGCUCUCAUCCAUUAGUGACCACAGUUUACCAUAUGCUGUACUAAACUUGAAGAGUCCCAGGUGUAAACCUACCUAUGUGACAGUACGCAGUUUUAAAACCUACUCCAAGGAAUUGUUCGUGAAUGAUCUCUCACUUGUACCAUGGCACAUAGUUGAUACUUUCGACGAUGUAAAUGACAAACUUGACGUUUUUAACAAAUUGUUCAUGGAUAUGUUGGACGUUCAUGCUCCUGUUAAGCGUAUUAAAUUAAAAUCAAGACCUAACCCGUUUGUAACAUCUGAAAUUCGGGCCCUAAUAAAAACUAGGGAUACGUGGCAUCGGAAAGCGGUAAGGUCCAAUGAUAACCGUGAUUGGAAUGGUUACAGAUUCUUCAGGCAGGAAGUGAAGAAAGAAUUAAGAGCUGCAGAGAAAGAAUAUGUACGUAGCGAGUUGACUUUAAAUUCGGGAAACUCGAGAUCAUUAUGGAAAACAAUUAACAAAUGUUUACCUCGUAAAUCAUGUUCUUCUACACACGAGUUAAACUCUGUAAAGUUGGCGAACACAUUUAACGAAUAUUUUACCUCCCUUGGAAGUUCCAUUGCUGCUGAAACUUGUGGGAUUGCGACCGAUUUUAACUUGGAAGCAACUUGUCCACAACGCUCUAUAACCCCUCCGGAAACGCAGUUUUGUUUUCGUGAAGUCUCCGAAACAGAAGUCGCAAAUGUGGUAUCAAACUUACCUGCCAAUAAAGCUGCUGGUCCUGACAAAUUACCAGCUAGAGUGAUAAAAGAUGGCCUGUCUGUUAUUCUGUCUACGAUAACCAGCAUGAUAAACUGCUCUUUUACCACCAGCAACUUUCCACAGGAAAGGAAAAUCGCAGAGGUCAUCCCUAUCCCCAAGUUAGGAGAUAAAGAGUUAGCAUGUAAUAACCGCCCAAUUUCAUUGUUGCCAGUUAUGUCUAAAAUCUGCGAAAGGCUGGCUCACGGUCAAUACAAUAACUUCUUAUGUUCCGAAGGUAAACUCUCUGCGCAUCAAAAUGGAAACAGGAAAUUACAUUCAACUGAAACAGCCUUACUCAAAGUUACUGACGAUAUUUUGAAAGCAAUGGACGAAAAAUUGAUUACCAUUAUGGUCCUAAUUGAUUUUUCGAAAGCCUUCGAUAGCAUCAAUCAUGAAACUCUAUUAAAUAAAUUAUGGAAUAUUGGAAUGGCUCCAAGUGCUUUGAAAUGGUUUUCCAGCUACUUGACAAAUAGAUCUCAAAAAGUACGUUUGGGAGAGUUUCUAUCGCAACAACUCCCACUAUCUCACGGAGUACCCCAAGGAUCUAUUUUGGGACCUUUGAUGUUUACUGUGUAUGUCAACGACCUACCAUCGUCAGUUGUUAACUGUAAGCCGGAGUGUUAUGUUGACGAUAGCAAGCUUUACGUUAGUUUUGUUUUACAUGACCUGGUUUCAGCUAUAGGCCAAAUCAACAAAGAUCUUGACCAGUUAUGUUCUUGGUGCUGUGGCAACUCCCUCCUAAUCAACCCUGAGAAAACUAAAGUUCUCGCCUUUGGUACUUGUCAGCGCCUACAACAGCUACCAGGUUUCUCCAUUAAACUUCCGUCCAAACAAAUCGAACCUACUCGUGUUGCUAAAGAUCUUGGCGUUCACUUGGAUUCAUGUCUUUCGUAUACACAUCAUGUUGAUAAAACAGUAUCUUCGUGUAUGUACUCAUUAUUCCAAAUAAAUCGCGUCAAACACCUUUUAGAUCGAAAGACCCUUUUACUUGUUAUACACUCUUUAGUUUUUAGUAGAUUAUUCUACUGUUCUUCCGUAUGGAGCAACACUUCUAAAGAAAAUGUAAAAAAGUUGCAACUUGUACAAAACUUUGCUGCUCGUAUUGUUGUUGGUUUACGGAAAUAUGAUCAUGUUUCUCCUGCCCUGAAAGAACUCAAAUGGCUGAAUAUUACAGACCAAUUGUAUCUCCGAGAUGCAGUGCUUGUUUUUAAAUCGCUACACCAUCUGACUCCAUAUUAUCUGUCAGAAAAAUUUAAAAGAAAUUCCGAGGUGCAUUCCAGAGUCACGAGGAAUGUUAAUGACUUACACUUGCCACUUUGUCGCCUUGUUACGGGACAGCGAACGUUUAGUUUCAGAGGGGCAAAAUUGUGGAACUCGCUACCGCCGGAGAUUAAAUCCGAACAGUCAUUGAAGUCUUUUAAACAUAAACUUCACAAACACUUUCUGACUUCUUAA
Paramuricea clavata is the source of this 7662-nucleotide messenger RNA. NCBI's taxonomy places the organism in Eukaryota, Metazoa, Cnidaria, Anthozoa, Malacalcyonacea, Plexauridae. The record is from the annotation of a GenBank genome assembly.